CCUGUAAGGGUUGCUACAACACCGCGCGUCGCUAGGAGACGGGGAGACGCGCGUUAAUGUUACGGAGCCCUGGACCGUGGCGAUUCUAGACAGAACGCAUAAAGACUGAUUGAUUGAGAGCAUCCCGUACGUAUAUAUGGCAGGGCCGCUUCUGUCUUCAAGUUCAACUUCAGUCAUGGCGAGAGAAAUACCAAGCGAGUUUGGACUCGACAUGGACAUGCGCGAUCCCAACAACAUCAACGAACAUACCAAGGUUCUGUUCGAAGACGUGUUUGCGGAACCUGAGGGCACGCACAGCGCGGACGGCGUCUGGCGCUGGUCCUUCAAGUGUUACAACGGGAGCAAGUCCUGCUGCUACAAGACGCUGACGUACAUCUGCGCCCUGCCCGUGGCCUGCUGCUGGGGCUGCGAGUUCGCCUGUCUCAGCUUCUGCCAGAUCUGGGCCAUGAUCCCCUGCAUCAAGACCUGCAACAUCACCCUGGCGUCCGUGAAACAGAUCUGGGGCUCGCUGGUGCACACCUGCCUGGAUCCGUGCAACGAGUCCUGUGCUCUCUGUCUCAGUAACAUCAAGAUCACACAGCAGACUGCAUAGAGACUAAAACGUAAUCUUGGGUAGUAUCUUGUAGCCUCCGUAGCAGGCUUAUAGAACGGGGGUUUUGGUGGUCUUCGGCUGUUUUCUGAGGGUAAUUCAACCAG
This is a messenger RNA of Branchiostoma belcheri (Belcher's lancelet), 696 nucleotides long. RefSeq names its product caveolin-3-like. Gene Ontology annotation, molecular function: molecular adaptor activity. Gene Ontology annotation, cellular component: caveola. The transcript is spliced from 2 exons. Lineage: Eukaryota; Metazoa; Chordata; Leptocardii; Amphioxiformes; Branchiostomatidae. The record is from RefSeq and is a predicted model, not a curated record. Gene Ontology annotation, biological process: caveola assembly. Bases 137 to 592 code for a protein of 151 amino acids.